AUGGUGCUCAUGGAGAGCUACUUCUUUUGUGCCUCGGUGCGACUGGGUGUCCUGGUCACUUGCAUUGCGGCCAUCUUGAAAAACACUGUCUUCAUGUGGUUGAUAUUCGCCGACGGCACAAAUUUCAUUACCUUCUUUAUCAACAUAAUGGAAACUCACUAUAGAACCAGCACGAUUGUUAAGGAGUCCGCCACCUGGGCGGAGAAUUAUUCCAAGGAGCUCAUGAUGUUUAUUCAAAUCUACAGUUCUUGCCACAUUGCAACUUGCGUAUUGGCGGCUUAUGGCGCAUACAAGCUCAAGAAAUACAACGUGAUACCAUUGGCUAUCUUCGAGUUCAUUUACACAGUCCAAGUGGUCGUAGUCGUCAUUAUAACGCUUCGUAUUGCCCGACAUAUUGUGCCAUUGGCCACCUUAAUUUUGAUGACCAUUGGCCUUACAUUUUACGCAAUGCUAGUGACCUACGACACGUUGGCGUUGAUUGCCUUUGUGCAAAUAAUGUUUCUGGUGCGGAGCCAACGAUAUCAACGACUUUACGGCCCAGAUCCUCUGAACCCCGUAACAAACGGAGUGCAACUCACUGAAGUGAAAUUCAGUUAUCCGAUCUCACAACAACCAAUAAUUAUUUACGUAAUGCCCAAAGCGGGGCAAAAACUGUGGGAUGUGCCACAAUCGAAGUGGUGGCAGGAUGGAAAACCUGAUGCCAGCGUUCAACAAAACCAAGCUCACGAAGUGUCCUCUGAUUUUUUUCAGCGCCAGGAGCUUUUAUCAAAUGUUUUGCGACGAAAUGCCAUAAAAAAAGACUAUCUGCACAAAGAAAGUGUUGCGAUUUAG
Messenger RNA from Drosophila santomea, 831 nucleotides. RefSeq lists its product as uncharacterized. The coding region runs from base 1 to 831 and encodes 276 amino acids. The record is from RefSeq and is a predicted model, not a curated record. Lineage: Eukaryota; Metazoa; Arthropoda; Insecta; Diptera; Drosophilidae. The transcript is spliced from 5 exons.